UGCUUACAUACAAUAAUGUUACAAAUUAUCGAUGAACAAAGUACACCAACGGAUAUAAAAGGAGGAAUCGCGGUCCAAGAUAUCAUUCAAGCUUAUUCCUUUCAACAAUUACUUACACUAACUUUUGAAGUUCCACUUCAUCCAAAAAUCAACAUGCAAUCCGUCGCCGUCUUCCUUGCCGUCGUUGGAGUAGCCGCCGCUGGUGGACUCACCGGUUUCGGUUACCAAACUGGCGUCCAACACGCAGCCAUUGCUCAACCAAUUGCUGUCGCCCAACCAGCUUUGGCUGUUCGAGCGGCUCCUUUGGCCUAUUCCGCACCAGCUUUCGCCGCCCCAGCGUACGCUGCAGGUCCCGCCUACGCCGCCCCAGUCGCCACUUACGCCCACGCUGCCCCCGUCGCUACCUACGCCGCCGCCCCAGUUCUCGCCAAGGCUGUUGUUCCAGCUGCUCAAAGCUUUGCUUACAACAACCGUGCCCCAGCUGCCCGAGUCGCCAUCGCUGCUGCCCCAGUUGCAACUUACGCCCACGCUGCCCCAGUUCUCGCCGCCGGCCCAGUCGCUGCUUAUGGAGCUGGUCCCAUCGGUUACGGCGCACCAGUGUACGGUCAUGCCGGUAGUUUCGGCUAUGGAGCCCCAGCCCUCCGAGCUUUCUAAGUACACAUUGUCCACAAAAUAACACGUUCACAUUUUUGUUACUUUUGAUACCCAAUUGAUUUAGUUGAGCUCAUCAUGCUCUUUACAUCUGGUCUUAUUUAAAUAAAUUCUAAAUUAUUUUCAUCAAAAAA
Molecule: messenger RNA, 785 nt
Organism: Folsomia candida
Lineage: Eukaryota; Metazoa; Arthropoda; Collembola; Entomobryomorpha; Isotomidae
Product: cuticle protein 12.5
Exons: 5
Coding region: 16-654 (212 amino acids)
Source: RefSeq, a predicted model, not a curated record